Exophiala aquamarina CBS 119918 is the source of this 1662-nucleotide messenger RNA. RefSeq lists its product as uncharacterized. Lineage: Eukaryota; Fungi; Ascomycota; Eurotiomycetes; Chaetothyriales; Herpotrichiellaceae. The transcript is spliced from 5 exons. The coding region runs from base 1 to 1662 and encodes 553 amino acids. The record is from RefSeq and is a predicted model, not a curated record.
AUGGCAUACGAACAAGCCUCGGCUAUUGCUCGUAAAAGAAGAGCCGCGAGCAUCGCCGCCUUCUACCCCACUCCUUCAUGGCCAGAGGCAGAAUUGCCGGUCAAUCUGACCGAUUUCGCACUCAAGUCUGGCUACUACAACGCGAAUGAGCUGGCGAUUGUUCAGUCCGAGGCGGACGUUAUCCUGAACAAGAUCAGGACUAGAGCAUGGACGUCCCUGGAGGUUGCUAAAACUUUCUGCAAGGCUUCGGCUUUGGCACAGGAGCUGACCAAUUGCGUCACUGAAGUUCUGUAUCCCGAGGCCAUUGAGCGAGCGACCUAUCUCGAUGACUACCUGGCCCGCACAGGCAAGACAAUUGGUCCUCUCCAUGGUCUCCCAAUAUCUUUGAAGGACUGCUUCGUCACCGCACCUCACCCAUCCUCGAAUGGUUUGGCCGCGUAUGCCAAUGAAUCCUCGGAGAAAGAUUCUCUGCUUGUCACGAUUCUACGGAAUCUCGGCGCUGUCUUCUAUGUGAAAUCCAAUGUUCCAGUAGCCAUGAUGAUGGCCGAAACCAAUAACAACGUAUGGGGAGAAACCCGCAAUCCGUUGCACAAGCAUCUGAGCCCAGGAGGGUCAAGCGGCGGAGAAGGGGCUUUGCUAGCAUUCAAAGCCUCACCCCUAGGCAUCGGCACAGAUAUCGGCGGCAGCAUUCGCAUACCCGCCGGCUGGUGCCACCUAUACGGACUGAAACCCAGCUUCGGCCGCUAUCCCACGUACGGAGGGAAGCCAAGCAUAGCCGGGCAGGAAUACAUCCUCGCUGUGAACGGACCAAUGGCUCGGUCUCUGAAGACUAUCAGGCUCUACUCGGAAGCGGUCCUGUCUGAACAGGUGAGACCGUGGGACUUUGACCACAAAUGUGUGCCCAUCCCGUGGAGGAACAAUGUCAUUCAACCGCCUGGCCGGAAACUUCGCUUCGGCCUCAUCGGCGUAGAAGACGGCCUGGUCCAUUGCCAUCCACCAGUGGAACGAGCACUGAGGAUCACGCAAGCUGCGCUCGAGAAGCAAGGCCAUGAAGUCAUCCCUUGGUCCACAGAGGAUCACGAGGCGAUCAACCUCCAAGCCGCAUUCUUCGACCUGGGCGGUGCAGCAAUCAUGGACGUAGUGAAGCCAUACAACGAGCCCGUAUUUCCAAGCAUGCAAGGCUACGCACUGGCCGCCGAAGCGGGCGAAGGCGAGCUGGGCCCGACGAAGAUGCGCAUGAUGAAUCUGCGGCGCAACACCCUGCAGAAAGCGUAUCUCGACCGCUGGAACGCCUCCGCCACCGCAGACGGCAGACUCCCGAUCGACGGCAUCAUCCAGGCCGUCUCGCCUUGGGCCGCACCACGCCUCGGCGAGACGCAGCGCUCCGGCUUGUAUGUAGGGUACACCGGCGUGUGGAACUUUUUGGAUUUCCCAGCGUGCACUUUCCCGGUGACGCUCGCAGAUCGGAGAAUCGACACAGCACGCGACCCCGCGACGUUCAAGCAGCUGAGCGACAUCGACGGCCGCAUCCAGAAGGACUACGACGCGGCCUUCUACCACGGCGCGCCGGUGUCGCUGCAGGUUGUCGGCCGACGGCUCGAGGAGGAGAAGGUCCUCGAGAUGACCGAGGUCAUUGCUGACGCGCUCGCCUCGGCCAAGUAA